Messenger RNA from Glycine soja, 5456 nucleotides. Its product is annotated as pentatricopeptide repeat-containing protein At3g62890-like. Lineage: Eukaryota; Viridiplantae; Streptophyta; Magnoliopsida; Fabales; Fabaceae. The record is from RefSeq and is a predicted model, not a curated record. Gene Ontology annotation, molecular function: protein binding; RNA binding; zinc ion binding. Bases 59 to 2386 code for a protein of 775 amino acids. Gene Ontology annotation, biological process: RNA modification. The transcript is spliced from 2 exons.
AGUUUCAUAACAUGCACAGAUGCACUAAUGCAGCAACCGUAGAUAUGUGACUUGAAGCAUGAAGGUAAGCACGUUAGACUCAUUGUUGCAAUCUUGCAAAUGUCCGAGACACUUCAAACAGCUUCUCUCUCAAACGAUCCUCACAGGCCUCAUCACCGACCCCUACGCCGCAAGCAGACUCAUCAACUUCUCUUCCCACUCCACUACUCUCGUUCCCUUCCACUAUUCCCUCCGCAUCUUCAACCACCUCCGCAACCCCAACACCUUCACAUGGAACACCAUCAUGCGCGCCCACUUGUACCUCCAAAACUCCCCCCACCAAGCCCUCUUGCAUUACAAGCUCUUCCUUGCGAGCCACGCAAAGCCCGAUAGCUACACUUACCCGAUCCUCCUCCAAUGCUGCGCUGCCCGCGUGUCCGAAUUUGAGGGCCGGCAGCUGCACGCGCAUGCUGUGAGUUCCGGCUUUGAUGGGGAUGUGUACGUCCGGAACACGCUGAUGAAUCUGUAUGCUGUUUGUGGGAGCGUGGGGAGUGCGCGCAGGGUGUUUGAGGAAAGUCCCGUGUUGGAUUUGGUCUCGUGGAACACGCUUUUGGCCGGGUAUGUUCAGGCAGGGGAGGUGGAGGAGGCGGAGCGUGUGUUUGAGGGAAUGCCGGAGAGGAACACCAUUGCUUCGAAUUCUAUGAUUGCGCUCUUUGGAAGGAAGGGGUGCGUGGAGAAGGCGAGGCGGAUUUUUAAUGGGGUGAGAGGGAGGGAGAGGGAUAUGGUUUCGUGGAGCGCGAUGGUUUCGUGCUAUGAGCAGAAUGAGAUGGGUGAGGAGGCAUUGGUUUUGUUUGUGGAGAUGAAGGGGAGUGGAGUGGCGGUGGAUGAGGUGGUUGUGGUUAGUGCUCUGUCGGCGUGUUCGAGGGUUUUGAAUGUUGAGAUGGGGAGGUGGGUGCAUGGGUUGGCGGUGAAAGUUGGGGUGGAGGAUUAUGUUAGUCUUAAGAAUGCGUUGAUACAUUUGUACUCGAGUUGUGGGGAGAUAGUGGACGCGAGAAGAAUUUUCGAUGAUGGUGGUGUGCUCUUGGAUCUGAUAUCUUGGAACUCGAUGAUUUCUGGGUACUUGAGGUGUGGUUCAAUUCAGGAUGCUGAGAUGUUGUUUUAUUCCAUGCCGGAGAAGGAUGUUGUGUCUUGGAGUGCUAUGAUAUCGGGUUAUGCUCAACAUGAAUGUUUCUCAGAGGCUUUGGCAUUGUUCCAAGAAAUGCAGCUUCAUGGAGUUAGACCAGAUGAGACUGCUUUAGUGAGUGCCAUCUCGGCUUGCACCCAUCUGGCUACUUUGGACUUGGGAAAAUGGAUUCAUGCUUACAUAAGUAGAAAUAAGUUACAGGUUAAUGUUAUUCUGAGCACGACACUUAUAGAUAUGUAUAUGAAAUGUGGGUGUGUGGAAAAUGCAUUGGAGGUUUUCUAUGCAAUGGAGGAAAAGGGGGUUUCUACCUGGAAUGCUGUCAUUCUUGGGUUGGCAAUGAAUGGUUCGGUAGAGCAGUCACUUAACAUGUUUGCAGAUAUGAAAAAAACUGGGACAGUUCCUAAUGAGAUAACAUUUAUGGGAGUUCUUGGGGCCUGUCGGCACAUGGGCCUAGUGAAUGAUGGGCGUCACUACUUUAAUUCCAUGAUCCACGAACACAAAAUAGAGGCUAAUAUUAAGCAUUAUGGAUGCAUGGUUGAUCUUUUAGGACGUGCAGGUUUGCUUAAAGAAGCAGAGGAACUGAUUGAUAGUAUGCCUAUGGCACCUGAUGUUGCCACUUGGGGUGCUUUGCUUGGGGCUUGUAGAAAACACCGUGACAAUGAAAUGGGGGAGAGGGUGGGAAGGAAACUCAUUCAGCUUCAGCCUGACCAUGAUGGUUUCCAUGUAUUGUUGUCAAAUAUAUAUGCUUCAAAAGGAAAUUGGGGCAAUGUUCUUGAAAUUAGGGGAAUUAUGGCACAACAUGGGGUGGUAAAGACACCUGGUUGUAGCAUGAUUGAAGCAAAUGGGACAGUUCAUGAAUUCUUGGCCGGAGAUAAGACACACCCACAAAUAAAUGAUAUUGAGCACAUGCUAGAUGUAGUGGCUGCAAAAUUAAAGAUUGAGGGCUACGUACCAACCACAAGUGAGGUUUCACUAGACAUAGAUGAAGAAGAGAAGGAAACAGCACUUUUCAGGCACAGUGAGAAACUUGCAGUGGCCUUUGGACUUAUCACUAUUUCUCCGCCAACUCCAAUCAGAGUUACGAAGAACUUGCGCAUAUGUAAUGAUUGCCACACUGUUGUAAAGUUAAUCUCCAAAGCAUUUGAUCGUGAAAUUGUGGUAAGGGAUCGUCAUCGCUUUCAUCACUUUAAGCACGGAGCUUGUUCCUGCAUGGAUUUUUGGUAGCAAAUUGUAAGUGCUAUUAAAGUGAGUGACUAUCCUAUGCUUCAGGAAGCUGCACCCAAUUUUCACAAUAUUCUGGGCUCGCAUAUCAAAGCAUGAAGAAUUGAAGAUUUUUCACAUUUGGUUUGUUUCCUUGCUGCAGAAUCAAAUGUCGUUCAAUCUUAAUGCUCUUGCUGGCAAAGAAUGAUCGGUAGAGUACCUUAUACACUCCCAGAUAUAUCAUUCCAACUUUUCUGAUGUUGAUGAUCUAUCUUUUCCAGUCUUGAAGCUCCAAGGGUCUGAAGAGAAAUGAUAUGUAAUGAAAUGUAUUAUAAGGGUUCUUGUUGUUGCAGAUACAUCUGUCAAUGUUGAUUGAGUUUGCAUGAAGGGGUUGACCACUCUUCUUGGUGAAGCAUGCAAUAGUCCAAAGCAUCUCUUAUUCAGUCCUUUGAAUCAAUAGCCAUUCUUGUGAAGAAGCUGGGGUUGUAGAGGGACUCAUCUACUGUAUUUGUUUUUGAAGCAAACCCUUUUCUUAGGUUUGGGAUAAUGCUGGCUGGUGAUGUUACUGAUUUUUUGCCAUGCACACUAAAGUUGUUUGCUCAGGCAUUCGGGUUAAACGGACUACCCAUCCCACCAAUCUAUGUGCAAAUAUUUGAGAUUCUUUUAUCUUCUAAUUUGUGCAAAAGAAACCCAAACAAAUGUUCCUUCCCUUUAGCAUCUACUCUAGACCUUCUUCAAAAGGUACCAAAGGAGCCAAAAGGAUGCCCUUGGCAUAUUUGACAGCAGGCCAGUUUCUAUGCACUGUUAGUAUAAACUUUUAUACGCUGUCAACCAAUAAAAAAGGAUGGUAGCAAGAAGAAUCUGCAAGAAUGAAGAGGAUAUGAGUUUGGUAUCACCAUUGGCCCUAUUUUGCAUUGUUUCCUCUGUUUUUCUCUACAGCUCACUAGUGUUUCUUAAACUUCACCUGCUCCACACAAUGACUGUAAUUAUAAAAAAUAAUUAUCUUUCAUUGAAUUUUUCUUUGUUUUCCAAAUAAUUGAAUCUUCCAUUUUGUUAUGGUGACAACUUGACUGGAUUUAAUCCUGGGUUGUUUGGAUUGUAUGAAUUUGGAUUAUCAUAGAAUGGAAAUCAAACUCUCUAAGGAUUUUUGGUUCAUAGCCUGGACUAGUCCACAGUUUAUUGAAUGAUUUUUCUUACUUGAGAAAUGGGAAUUGAGAGCUAAUAGACGUGUUUUAGUUCUAAUAUGUAGUUAUCUCCUUUUUAUUUACUGAAGGAUUCAUUUCAUUCCCAUGGGUUAUUUGGAUUUCUUGAAUUUGGAUUAUAGAAUGGAAAUGUGAAAGUGUAAGGACUUGGUUUAUUUUCUGAAGCAAUCAAAAGCUUAAUUUUUUAAUUUUUCUACUUGAGCUAAAAGAGUAAGUUCUUGUUGUGUUCUAAUUAAUUUUAUCAAGCUACCUCCUUUUAAAUGUAUAUUGAUGAUCAAUUUUUUUUUUCAAUGGAUUACCAAAAAACUGCUAACAUUUUAGCUUAGUUUUGUGUUACACUCUUUCCGGAAUCAUCUUUUGCAACAAAGUUAGGCCUUAUUUUUUGUUCAUUGUUUUCCUAACUUUUCACGAAACUAUAAAAAUAAACUUACAAUUUUUUAUCUGUUACAGGGUUAUAUAGAUUCAAAUGCUGAAAGGUGGUUGAGUUUUUAUCGUUGAUUGGAGGCAUUUUUGAAUAUGAGAACAUUUUAGUUUGCAUUUCAGAGUUAACUUCACAUUUUGGUGACCCUUCCUGUUAUUAUUAAGGAUGAGGAAAUCAAUAAAUUAAAUAGUGCAUCUCAUAUAUGAUAAACCCCCGUCGUUUGUUUCAUGUCAGUAAUUGAUAUGCUUAUUUUCAUUUAUUUCCUUCUUUUACUUUUGUUUGGUCUAUGUUUGUGCCUGUCUUGUUUCAGUUUCCAGGAAUUGGUGUGGCUUUCAUUUAGUGCCUACGGAAUCUUUACCUUGCUGUAUUCAUCAUCACCUGCAACUAUCCAAGGUGAAUUGUAACUGUGAACCAAGGGAUGCUCCACAAUCCUUUCCAUUGCAUCGGAUCAUUUGUUGCACAGUCCUUGCUACUAGAAACUGGUUCAACAGCAGUGUAUAAUGAAAGUCAACAUUUGUCAGUGUGACUAAAUUUAAUGUCUGAUGAAGGAAUGAAUAAAAAGAAACGUUGAAUCAUUACUCUUCAAUUACCUUUUGGUGAAACUUCUGGCUCUUUAAUCUUUGGUUGCAAUUGCUGAUGGUGCUUUGACCUCUGCAAGCUUGCUUCACCUCUAGCCAUAGGUAUUGAUUGUGCUUUCAUGGCUGAGAUCAUGGCAGCUAUUUCUGAAAAUUGGGCUUGGGUUUGGCUUGAAACUGAUUCUAGGCUUUUAAUUCAUGCUUAUUUUGAGCCGGCUAUUGCACCUUGGGAUGUUUACAAUUGCUGGUUGAAUUGUGGAGUCUACGCAUACUUUCAACUUUUGGAUUUCUCACAUUUAUAGGGUGAGCAAUGCUUGUGCUGAUAAGCUUGCCUCUUUUGUUGGCAAAGUUUAGGUUAUACUUGGUGGAAUUCUCCACCCUCUUUCCUUUCUCAGGAGCUUCUUAGGUAUAGAAAUGGGCUCCCAUCGUAUAGACUCAGAUAGUUUGGUUUCCUUGGGUAUGGUUUGGUCCUCUCAAGUGUACUGAUCUUUUUUUCAUCAAUGAUAUUCUGGGUGUGCUGUUUAGGUGCUGUUGGGGUUGUUGAGGUGUCAACAUAGUUGGGAUGCCAACUUCCUUAACUUGACCUUUGCGCACCGCCUCCUUUUUUGCUCGAAAAAAACCCUCUAGCUAUAGAUUUUGCAUUGUUGCAGAAAGUUCUGUUCCUUGUUGACAAAUGCAGCAAUUUGACAUUGGGAAAUUUGUUGGUUCUGCUGCAUGAACUCGAAGUAAAGCUCAUAUUUGGCAGAGUUGAGGCUAUCUUUUUUUAUUUGACUAAGAUGCUAGAGGAAUGUUGAUGUUAUAGCAAAGUGUAUUGAAGCUGACGUUUGUUCUGUUAACAUUUGAAGAUGAAAUCAAUUCUGAGUGGUAUAUUUCAAUGAUCAAAUUAUAUAAUAAUG